Molecule: messenger RNA, 2964 nt
Organism: Gamsiella multidivaricata
Lineage: Eukaryota; Fungi; Mortierellomycota; Mortierellomycetes; Mortierellales; Mortierellaceae
Product: fungal-specific transcription factor domain-containing protein
Exons: 5
Coding region: 1-2964 (987 amino acids)
Biological process (GO): regulation of DNA-templated transcription; DNA-templated transcription
Molecular function (GO): DNA binding; zinc ion binding; DNA-binding transcription factor activity, RNA polymerase II-specific
Source: RefSeq, a predicted model, not a curated record
AUGUUUAACUCACCGAUGCUGCUGGACUUCAACAGCAACAAUAACAGCAACCAGCAAAAGAGGUCAAAAAUCACAAAGGCAUGCGACAACUGCCGGCGGCGUAGAGUCAAGUGCGACGGAGUCCCCGACGGCUGCGGAGGAUGCAAGGCUGCAAAGACACAGUGCGUCUACACCACCAGCAACACCAAGCGUGGUCCCCCCAAGGGCUACGUUGAGGUUAUUGAGGACAGACUCGGCAAGAUCGAAAACAUGCUUGCUGGCAUUGUCAAGAAGAAGAAGAAGAACGUCGCCCCUCAACCCUCCGACAAUGCCACCGUCUCUGCCAGCACCAGCACAGCUCCUAGUGCCCCCCCAGCCUCCCACUCCGACAGCGAGGAUAGCCCAGACGACGAGGACGAGGACGACCGCGCUAGCACCUACUCCAACGAUCUCGUCAAGGUUAAGCAGCAACCGCCUGCCUCACCAGCGCUACGUCCCACACGCUCCAGCACUCCUACACAACACAACAUCCGCUCUGGCUCCGCUGCAAUGUCCCCACUGGGUCGCCACUCACCGCUUAUAUCCCGUAACCGCUCCUUGACAGCUCUUCUCCCCUUCUCACACGACAACCUACCCCAUCAUAUCGCUGGACAGAACGAACAGGGGGUCAAUGCCCAGUCAGACAUCGCUAUUCUCACCAGCAUGUUUGAUAAGUUGGGAUCGACCUCUGUACGCACCACUGUCCCCUUCCCAUGGCUCACACCAGAGCAAUCUCGCCAAUACGGUCGCAACCACCUUCAAUUCUCCUUCGAGAGUUUGGAGCCUCCGCUUCCGACUCUCGCCCGCUCUUUCCCUCCCACCAUUUCCACCGAGCAAAUACAUCAACUCCUGGAGUCCUUCUUUGAGCGGUUCAAUAUCUACCUGCCAAUUGUUCACCAGCCUACUUUCAUGAGGCAAUGGGAGCACCAAAACUGCGUCCUCUGCCCGAACGCACAGCUAAAGAACCGUCAACCGCAAGUAAGCGAGAUGAAUGCCCAUAAGCUGCACUCUCCGGACUCUGUAGCACCCAUCUCGCCUCUAUUGCUCAAUGCCCUGCUGGCUGUCGCCGCCAGGGUCCCCUCGACGGGUUCCAAGAUGACUGCAGAGGAGCGCCAGCGCUCUGGAGCUCUCAGCCAGGGUUUCUUUGACGCAGCACGCUUGCUGUUGGACGACUUCAUGGAUGUGCCCCGAGUGAGCACUGUCCAGGCGCUUUGCCUGAUGUCGCAGUACCAUCACCAAGGUCAGUGGAAGGCCACGCGGAGCAGCAAUUACCUCUCGAUGGCCAUCCGCAUGGCUCACGAGCUCGGUCUCCACCGCGACCCCGAAAAUAUUGUCCACGGCCCCGAGGCCGAUGGGCUGCGAUACCUCUGGUGGUCGAUGUUCAUCCUUGAUCAUCAAUUCUCUGCCUGGCUGGGUCUGGGCUUGAUGAUGCAUGGCAAGGAAAGCGAUGUCGAGCUGCCCAUGGACCCCACAUCUUCACAGCAGGACCUGCGUGGAUUUGUCUGCAUGGUUCGCCUCGUCAAGAUUCUUGGAAGUGUUUUGCAGCACUCGUAUUCAACACAGUCGCUGCCACCACAGUUUGGCGGUCACGACUCGAUGGUCUCGUAUAUUGAAGGUUCGCUCACAUCGUGGUUAAGCAAUCUCGCUCCCGAAAUGCGCUGGCAAAACCCCAACAUCGCCAGGCGUGGCACGCCUGGAUCGCCCAUGCGCUCGCCUCCAACUGUCCAAGCUUCAAUUGCCGAGGCACGACGUGCUGUUGCCCUUACCAAGGAAGCAGGCGAAGUCUAUCCUGCCUAUCUCCAUAUUGUGUAUAAUGCCACUCUGAUCCUGCUGCAUCGCCCCUAUAUUGUCGGUGCCGCUGGUUCCCCAGCAGCAGCUCAAUCAAAUACCAUCUGCACAGGAUCUGGACGCGCUAUUACCGACAUCGCACAGGGCUUGGACAUGGAGCAGUGCUCUUAUGUCGUCAACCGAUUUACUCUUUACGCCCUUUUGCAAGCUGGCGUGAUCCAUGCCAUGAACGCGGUGUAUGACAAGCGAGGCUUCCAGGUGGCGAUGGAUUACUACCAGCGCACGCUCGCUGUCCUUGAAGGCUUCCUGAACUGCUCAUCUUAUUCUGGAGGUGUUUCUGAAGGAAUCAAGAUUCUCGAGCAAUUCUUGGAGAGCACAUCGAAGGCUGCAGCAGAGGAAGGGCGUAAUAGUGAAGGAAGCAGUAUGGGAGGCAUGUAUCAACAACAGGAAAUGGAUGCUCAGCCAUCUCGCAAGAAGCGUCAACUCGAGGCAGCCCCACAGUUGUCACAAAAUUCUUCGGCAUCAGUCCAAUACACAUCGACCACAACAACAUCACUACCACAGAACGUUAUGACCGCUACGACCCUCUCUAUGAUGAACGCUGCAUCGGCAGCGGCGGCGAAUGCGACGACGAACGGUUCCAUUAAUGCCCCCUACCAGUAUAUCUACAGCCCGGCUGCACAGCAACAACAACAGCAACAGCAGCAACAACAGCAACAGCAGCAACAACAGCAACAACAGGCACAAUCGCGCCCUAUCGACCUGAAGGAGCAGCAGAAGCAGCAACAGCUCAAGAUUCAGCAACAUCAUCGCUUCAUGGGUGCCCAUGUCAUCCCUAGCCACCGAUAUGCGAUGCAAAUGCUUCAGCAGCAGCAACAGCAGCAACAGCAGCAACCGCACGGCCAUGUACAUAUGCCCAUGACCAUGACCGCUCUUACAAUGGAGGCUCAACAGAAGAUGGCGCAAGAACAGCUGAACAUGGGCUCAAUGAGUGCGAUGAUGACGGAUGGUCUUGACUAUGACCCCGCCAAGUUCUGGGUUGAUUUCUCGGAAACGAACAACGGAACCCUCAACCCGGCGCAGCUGCAGCAGGAUUCCUCAGUCGCUGUGAACAGGCCAAUGGCUGAGAACCAGUUCAGCAGCUCCCUCUGGUUGUAA